Molecule: messenger RNA, 2773 nt
Organism: Fundulus heteroclitus (mummichog)
Lineage: Eukaryota; Metazoa; Chordata; Actinopteri; Cyprinodontiformes; Fundulidae
Product: disabled homolog 1
Exons: 15
Coding region: 963-2711 (582 amino acids)
Biological process (GO): ventral spinal cord development; lateral motor column neuron migration
Source: RefSeq, a predicted model, not a curated record
GAGCCAAGAAAUAGUUAAUCUCUCGGGCUGCCGCUAUGAUUGGCCGCUGUAUGCUGCGCUUCUGCCUCCUUGAAUGAGAAACAGGGGUAACCAGGCAACUUCAGAGCUGGAGAGAAUAAGAAGCAGAAGAAGAUAGGGGAAAAGAGGACAAGAUAGAGGAUUUCAGAGUGACGGGAGAAAUUCCGAGCAUGUAAAGAGGAAAGUCAUUGUGAUUUCACCUUGUGUGUCCUGUAAAACGGAACUAAGACAUGGAUUUUCUUAGGCUCGCUCUCUCCCUCUCUUUCUCCCUCUCUCCCUCUGCCUCCUUCACCGCGGGGGGAGAAAACGGAGCGCGCAAAUGAAGGGGGACACAGAUGUGGAUUAAAAACGCAUACAUGGGACUCUUCGGAGGAGCAUCCGCUGAGGAAAGUGCCGAGAGCUACAGACUGUGAUGGGUUGUCAAGCUGCAUCUGAAGUGCUCCGCCAAAGAAUAAUAUCCACUUCUGACCUACUCUGAAGAACAAUAUUUGAUUCAAUCAAUGUUGCGAGUCUCCCCCAGGGGGAUUGCUCCUGAGCAAUAGGUGAAUCUUCAUAAAGAGCAACAGUGGAGACCAUGUGAUACUUGACCUUCUCUGAGAAAUCUCAGGUACACUCCAGAGGAUGUCAGAUCUGAUCUGAAGCUGCCCUCGAGACGAUAGUUGAGCUCAUAAUUCAAUCAGCUCUUCAUGUUUUGCCCGGCAUUGCUCAAACACCAUGGACCUGUAGUGACAGAGCAUAUUUAUUGAUGCGGGAUCUUCAUUUAUUGAGGAGGAGCAGACAUGUCACCAUGGAUUUGACUGAGAUUAUCUGUGUCACGGAGCUACUGUGAGAGACACAGGAGCGCGAGGGGAGAGCCGGACACUGGGCGCUUGAAGGAUUAGCUAGUGUGCUGCUAACUCAUGGUGGGUCUGCUGUGAGCAGGACAAGGGACUCAGCGGUGGAGGAUGUCAGCAGAGGCCGAGGUCCAGUCGGGUGUCAAAACCAGCCAGCGAAAGGAGUCCAGGAGGAUCAAAGGUCAGGACCGCACGGAGGCGGGGCUUAUUAAGCGUUUCCGCGGAGAUGGAGUGCGCUACAAGGCCAAGCUGAUUGGGAUUGAUGAGGUGACAGCCGCACGCGGGGACAAGCUGUGCCAGGACUCCAUGAUGAAGCUGAAGGGGAUGGCUUCGUCAGCGCGUUCCAAGGGGGAGCACAAGCAGAGGGUCUACGUGACGGUGUCGUUCGGCGGCAUCAAGAUUUACUGCGAGAGAUCAGGGGUGCUUCUGCAUCACCACUCGGUCCAUGAGAUCAGCUACAUUGCGAAGGACACCAGGGACCACCGGGCCUUUGGGUAUGUCUGCGGGAAGGAGGGCCACCACAGGUUUGUGGCCAUCAAGACAGCACAGUCUGCUGAGCCGCUCAUCCUUGACCUGCGCGACCUCUUCACGCUGAUUUACGACAUUAAGCAGCGGGAGGAGAUGGAGAAGAAGGCCCAGAAGGACAAACACUGUGAGCAGGCGGUCUACCAGACCAUCCUUGAGGAUGAAGUGGAUGAUCCGGUGUACCAGUACAUAGUGUUUGAGGCUGGACACGAACCCCUCCGUGGCCCCCAGUCAGAGGAGAGCGUUUAUCAGGUCCCAACCAGUCAGCAGAAGGAAGGGAUCUAUGAUGUUCCUAAACGCCAUUUCAUGACUAACAUCAACCACUUUGAUCUUUUCGGUGACAUGUCCACCCCUCCCUCGAUGCCCCCGUCGCCAGCCAACACGCUGGACCCGAACAGGAGCAGCCGCCAGCAGCAGCAGCAGCAGCACAACCCCGCCGAGCUGUACGCCCCCUUCAGCCCGACCUCCGUGCCGUCAGGUUAUAUGACCAUGGGUCCGGUUCAGGCGGCCCAGUGGGCUCAGCAGUCGUUUUCCACCCAAGCUCAGACGUUGGCGUUCCCCAUGCAGGGCCCCCUCCAGGUGGCUCAGGUCCUCCCCGGUGGUCAGCCAAUCAUCCUGAGCCAGGCCAACAUUUUCCCCGCCACUCAGCAGCAGUGGGCGGCCAUGGCAGCCUAUAUGCCGGCCCAGACGGUGGGUGUGGGGGGCCACGCUAUACCAGCUGCCAUGCUCCAAGGCCUGGUACCCAUUACCACCGUGUGCCCCCAAGCCUGCGACCUGUCUGCGCCCUCCUCUGCCAUCACCAGCCCCCAGCACAUGGUCGACCCUGCCCUGCUCCAAAGGCAGCUCAGCCUGGGCAAAGAAGGACUGGGCGCCGACUCGGACGCAGGCGAGGGCCCGUCCACGUCGGGAGCGGCAGGGGCGGGACCCGGCGCUCUGUCUGCCGGGGCGAGCAGGUGUGGAACCCCGGGUCUCAUGAGCGCGCCGGACACGCUGGCCUGCAGUCAGCUGCUGGCACCUCAGGUCGCAGCCAACCAGGAGGAAGAGGGUAGCUGUAGUGACCUUGAUCUGUCCAGGAUGACUUUGAGCCCAGGAACCUCCACUUCACCAUCAACUGAAUCACCAUCCACACCCGCCCCUCAGCAGAGCUCAUCUUCAGACUGCCCCCCCUCCCAGGGCAGUGACCCCCCGACAGAUCACUCCCCGGUUGACCCAGAGGGACCCCCCAGCGACGCCAGGGAGGAACAAUCAGGUUCUGCUGCUGCAAGGUCGGAUUCUCCGGUGCCAAGAGAAGCCGCUGAGCCCGUGGAUCAGACGGGUCCACAGGAAGACAGCUAGAGGGAAGCAGACAGGGAAGAACGGAUAUGGAAGCUCUCAAUCCUGAGACUGGAGCUUCUGGG